This is a messenger RNA of Scomber japonicus (chub mackerel), 1787 nucleotides long. It is a transcript of the gene nit1, whose product is annotated as nitrilase 1. The record is from RefSeq and is a predicted model, not a curated record. Gene Ontology annotation, molecular function: hydrolase activity, acting on carbon-nitrogen (but not peptide) bonds, in linear amides. NCBI's taxonomy places the organism in Eukaryota, Metazoa, Chordata, Actinopteri, Scombriformes, Scombridae. The coding region runs from base 99 to 1058 and encodes 319 amino acids. The transcript is spliced from 6 exons.
GGCAGUCUGAUCCUUCCUGCUGCACAGAAACACACUGAACCAAAUGUUAAUAUGACACUAACGUUGACCAAACAAGGAAGGUGACGCUGUCUGGACCAAUGUUCACGUUCAGGUGCAUUUUGGGAACAUCUACAAAGUAUUUGACCUCUCUCUCAGCUCGGAAAUACAACAUCAAGCUGCAGAUCAGGAUGUCCUCUUUACCUCACCACCCGCUGGCUGCAGUGUGUCAGGUGACGGCCACUCCGGACAAAGAGGCCAACUUCUCUGCUUGUAAAGAGUUAGUGGAAAAAGCAAAGCAGCGAGGGGCGAGCAUGGUGUUCCUGCCUGAGGGAUUCGACUACAUCGGGUCCAGUCGAGAGGAGACUCUGUCGCUGUCUGAGAGCCUGACAGGAGACACGAUCUCUCGAUACACUCAGCUGGCCGGGAAGUUGGAGGUGUGGCUGUCUCUUGGAGGAUUUCAUGAAAGAGGACACGACUGGGAGUCUGACCAACGAAUCUACAACAGUCACAUUAUAAUUAACGAUAAAGGUGACAUCGUUUCAGUCUACAGGAAGUCACAUCUGUUUGACGUGGAGCUGCCAGAAAAAGGUGUAUCCCUCAAAGAAAGUGCCUUCACCAUCCCCGGACAGUCACUAGUGUCUCCGGUCCAAACUCCAAUUGGAAAGGUCGGUUUGGGCAUCUGCUAUGACCUAAGAUUCCCCGAGUUAUCAAUGGCUCUGCAGAGGCAUGAAGCAGAGAUCCUGACAUACCCAUCAGCCUUCACGGUAGCAACAGGAAUCGCUCACUGGGAGGUCUUACUCCGUGCACGAGCUAUCGAGACCCAGUGCUUCGUCCUGGCUGCGGCGCAGGUUGGACGACACCACGAGAAGCGUUCGUCAUAUGGUCACGCCCUGGCGGUGGACCCCUGGGGCGAGGUGCUGGGCGACUGUGGAGGAGAGAACCCAGGCAUGGUGCUGGUGGAGAUAAACCUGGAGAAAGUGAGCAGCACCAGGAGGAACAUGCCGGUCCAGCAGCAUCGCAGAGACUCAAGUUUCUAUCACAGUCUGGAGAAGACUUAAAUUAAAACUGUCUGAAUACAGAAGACAAACUGAAUAGAGAUGACUAGCUAAUAAGGUAUUGAAUCUUUGAUGUUGGAUUUAAUUCUUAUAUAUUUCAUCAUGAACAGAUUACGAGUUGUUGAGGUUUCUGUCAGGUCAUGAAGUGAAGAAGGGAACAUCAAAAUCAAUCUCAGCUUGUUAGGAAGCAUAAAUAAAUUAAAGAUUUUAAUGAAAAAAUAUGGAGGUUCAAUCUCGGAGUAACUGUUAUGCUCAGUAAGAAUGUGAAUGCUGAUUAUUAGCAACACUUAAAUAUGCUCAUAAUCUCAUUUCCAAAUCAGCUCAGACCUUCAGCUCAAGUCUGUAAAUGAUUUUACUCACAUUGGUCAAUAGGUGGUGCUGUUAGGUAGUGAGAACAGAAGAGGAAGAAAGUGGAGGAAAUGCUUUGAUGUUUAAUGUAGUAAAAUAUUGCUAUUCUAGUUUAAUUCCUGAUAUGCAUCAAUCUAUGAAAAUGAAUGUUUGUUUGUUGUUGUGGUGAAAGAAAGAAAAACUCAUCAUCAAAACUUCACUAUUUCCUUUGCACAAUUGUUUUUAGUCUUUAUAUUGGACAACAAAAACUCAUUAAACGUGAAUAAAAAGGCUCUGCACACCCACACAGGUGUUUUUAAUGAUGCUGUCUAAUUAGAUAUAUGGAAGAUGGAUGGAAGGAGGGUGGAGCUACGAUGGAAAUUAGACAGUCUGAACAAAAUCUAU